GAUGCUUUACAUCACUGCAUAUUCUGCAUCCCAUCUCAACUUGACAAUCUAUCUCAAAACAGGUCACAGCAAUGGAUAUUUAUGACAUCUCUGUCUUAUAUCUUAUGUCUUUCAAAGAUAUUCACAAAACGUUAUUCCUGUGAGUGGCAAAGAAGUUGCUUUGAAAGACAUCUGGGGACUGUUAAUCCACUGAAAUUCAAUAAGCAUUAAAGCAACUGCCAGUUCUUUUCUUUUGAAAGAAGUUGUAUAGUUUUCAGAUUUUCAUUCAAUUUUUUAUGAAAUGUGAUGCAGAAGUUUGCCCCCAGCUUAAAGCAAAUUCUUCUGUCUUAUAAAUACCCUUUGCUCAUGCUUUGGGACAUCAUGUGCUUCACAGUGACUUAUUUAAGAGGACACUGUCCCAUUUUAUAGCCCAAUGUCAGACUUGCUUAAGUCACAUGGCUUGAAUAGAAAACCAGAGAGCAGCCACAAGAUCACAAGGAGGAGCAGAAAAGGCAGAUUCGACAAAGAAGGGUAGACAAGGGAGUGAGUCAUGGAAUAUCAUGGAUAAUGGGCUCAUUAGUGAUGCUCUAUCAUUUGCCAUGAUCCCUGAAUGUCAAAAGUUUUAAAUUCUCUUUCAGGUAUUGCAUGUUGUGCCUAAGAUUUUAAAUAUUCGAUACUUAAAAAAUUAAAUAUUCAUUAUGUUGUUAUGUCAAUAAUUGCAUCAACAAGUGUUUGUUUUCCGCCCAACCCCUACUGUCUCUUCCUUUCGCCCUCCCCAUAAUGGAUGGUUCAACCCUUGUCCUCAGUAACUCCUUUGUUAGCCAAAGCAUCCUUCACAUUGCUACAUGCCUGACUGGAGACAGUACUCACUAGCACCUAGUUUAUAUCAAGACAGAGAGUGUUUGCUUCCUCAGCACUCAGGACGGAGGAGAGCUGGAGCAAGUAUGAAAGGAUGGUUUCUCACUAUCUGAUCUGAAGCAAAGAUGACCUCCAACAUUUUCUACUAAUUCCAUAAAGUGCAUUUCUGGCAUGCCUCAUGAUAAGAAGUCCCGUUGAGCCAGGGGAUUCUCAAUAAUACCUCUACUGUAAAGGGCUUUAAUUCUGCGCUGAAACUCGAGAGCUGCGAGUAGUCAUCUGAGCUCCACAGGGAUGACUUUCCGUAGGCCAGCUGCCCACCUACAAAAAGCUCCAGGCAGGAGGAGAUCAGGAGAUGAGUCCUGCUGGGAGAGCUUGAUAUCAGAGGGCGAGCUUGUGCCCCAUGUUCCUGGCCCCCCACGCACACGUCGGCCGCAGAGUGCCACUGAAGCAGGCCAGUUGGACAAAUGGCUGAAGCAUCUACAGGUGAUGCGGGGCGACCCUCUCGGAGCACCAGCUCCUGACCACGUGCCAGGGGUCACUGCUCGCUCAGCAUCCAUGACAACACUGGACAACGAGCAAACAGGACGUACCUGGAGACAUCAGGGGAUUCCACCCUGCAGAAGGGGUUCAUCUUCAAAUGGGACUCCAAGCCUUUGUGGGAGCUCUUUCGGCAGCCAGGAUUCACUCGUAACCGGUGUUUCUUCUUCUUCAGAGCGCCGAGGAAGCUGUGAGAGAGUUCAUAUCAUACAGACCGCCAGGAAGGAGCACACCCAAGUCAGCUGUCUUACUCCAGUCAAAACUAGGUGGCUACCAAUCCAAAGAAAAGUGAUGACGGCAGCAGAGCUGAAUUUGGACCAGUCUGUUGGCCAGGUGAAACUAAAACAAUCCAUCACUCCGACAUUUCUGCAGAAUAGAGUCACAGCCACGGUGCAGGGUGGUGAGGUUGAGGGAAGUCACACCAAUUCAAGCACUUUAGCUGUGAAGACUUCGCAGACAAAUGAUCAAGUCGCUGCCCAGGUGUCAGAGAAACAACACUUUCCUGCUCAGGAAGGUAGCAGACCUGUUUGCUGGCAAGCUCUGAGGAGAGGCUGGAAUAGUGUCAGGGAAUCAGCUUUCCCUGGAUGCAGCCGGUCCAUUGAGCUCCCCACAGGGAACCCAGACCCUAACAGGAAGUCUCCUCAGAUGAAAACCACCAGCGUAGAGCCCCUCAAGUGUACUCCUCUGCAUGGAACAAAAUAUACAGAGCCCUGCCGACCACACACUCUGCUGCAAGGCACAAACAGCACAGAGGCACACAGGUCCAAUACUUCUUUGCAUAGGACAAGCAGAAUCCAGCCCAUAAAGGCAACAGCUCCAGUGCAAAUACAAACAAACUCUGCUGUGACAACACUCAUUCCUCAGAACAAAGCCAGCUUCUCCUCCAUCACCAUCUCCUCCAGGAAAGUGAGCAGAUCAGCAAGUCUGCCCGGCUCAAACACCCACAGUCCCCUCUCUCAGUCCAGUAGACCUCCUUCUCCCCUCCUAACUCAGCAGUCCAUGGAUCAAACCUCCAGGCAUGUCACAAUGCAGAGGAAGGCCACUAUAGUAAAAGUGACAGAGCAAAGGGUGAUGUCCAGCCCUGUACCGAGCACACAAAGAGUAGGCCCACCAACAGCUGGCAACCACUUGGACACGGUUGUCCACAGGAGAAAGGCUACCAUCAUCAAAGUGACGGAGCACAGGGAGAGCUACAGUCCAGCUAAUGUAGGGUCCAGGAUGAGACACCCAGAGUACAGACACAGCUACACAGAGGGAGGGUUCAAAGACAACGACACAUGGAGUAGGGAAAACCAUUCUCAACCCAUUGCAGCACCUAUAUAUCACAAUUUGGAUUCCACAAAGAGGACAGAUCCUUGUGUAGCAUCAAACACAUCAACCACACAUCCAGGGAAAGACGGUGGAAGUCUACACAGAUCCACACUGAGUCUUUUUGUUAGCAACCCCCCUGCCACAGCAGCACCCGCUCCCUCUGAGGUUUCUCCAAAUGCUGUUGGACAUAGAUCGGACAGGCCGCCCAGGCCACUGAGCUGCUAUGGCAAUCUGUUUGGACACACUGAGCCGAGCAAGGAGAAUGUGACACACCAGCCUGCCAGGAAAUGGAGCUUGGGGCUCCCACAAGAGCCCAACAUCAACCCUAUGAACUCCAUCAGCCCUGGAACAGCGGUAAAAGGAGCAGGUCAGCAAGUGGCACACACACUUAAGCCAAACAGAGACAAGGGGGAACGACUGCCUGCACCAGAGGAUUUGACAAGGAGGGCGUCUACGUCUCUGACUCUCAUCCAGGCUCCGGAUCCCAACUCACAUCAGUCUCCAGAGCAGGUGCUCGCACUCAACGCGGCUGCAGUCAUCGCAAAUAUCAAGCUCCAAAGACAACUCAGUAAAAAGAAAACAUCAAAUGGCAAUUCUGCAAAGGACUCCACCGCGCCACCACUCCAGGGAAAUACUGUGACAGAUAUGCGUAAGACACAACUUGAUCAAGUCCCUGUCAGGCACCACAGUACGCCUCAUGCUGCAUUUGUUCCGCUGAGUCCUGAGCCUGAAACUUCACCUGAGAUGGUUUCCCUACAGGAAGCCUUGCAAAAGUCCAAACCAAACUUCAUCCAUCGAUCCCAAGGCAGAGUGCAGGAGUUGGAAAGGAGAGUGCAGGAAAGACGAGAGAAGGCGUGUUCUGUGGCUCCUCAGACCAGAGCUGUUCUUAAGCAAAGAGCCCACCGCGUCCAGCCUUCCUCUCUGAACGAUAACCUUGUCAGACCUGGAGAUAGAGGCUUUACGGGGAAAGAGAUGUAUCUCGGAUCCAAGCGGAAACUUGCCGAGGCGAGGAGGAAGAAAGAUGGAGAGAGGAACAGGGAGGUGUGUUUGAGCAACAGACAGAGAGUUGAACUUUUCAAAAAGAAACUGUUGGAUCAGAUUCUCCAAAGGGGCAACAACUGAACGACAGAUGAAGAUGGUGAAGCCUGUAGCACUGCAUGACCCACAGUGAAGAAGUAAACUCUUAUUUCUGACUGUGCUGGAUAUGAAAAUAAAAAAUAUAUAAGUGCAGUUCAUGAUGUUACUCCAGCCAUAUACCUCAGCCUGAGCCCAUGCUUGUUUCUCUCCUGUACCAGCAUCAGAUUUGUGUUCCUGAGCUCAACAUCUGUUUUUAAGGAGAAUAAGAGCAUGGCAAUCUUUCAAAAAACUAUAAGGUCACCUAAAACAUCAAUUACUGCUGUUUUGAUGCUUAUUUCACAAUGCUGUAAGACUGCAACCAAAUAAAUGUGUUGUCAGAUCCACAGUAAAAUAAGAAUUUGAAAUAGUUUCCCUUGUUACAACUCUCCUAUAUGCAUUCAUUUCAUAAAAGACAGUGGGGAAAGGGUUGGAUGUACAUAUUCCUGCUCAUGUAAGCAGAUAAAUACCUGACAACAAUAGGUUUAUAUCUAUACUAAGAUUUUUAUAUUCAAAUGGCAAUAACAUCUUUUAGCUUCUGUAUCCAGAGCUAAAGUCAAUGAUUUGAAGGGUACAUAAAAUAAUGUACUUUUUCUUUUUUUAAACUUUGGGUGUAGUUGGGUGAUUUGCUGGGGCGGUUCGCUCUGCUCAUGUGCAGAACUGGGUCGGGUUCUGCCAUAAAAAAAAAGAAGUUUGGCAUAGAUAUUUCUUUUUGAGCAAGACAGAUGCUGGUGACUCAGCUCUUCCUGCAGCAUGCAAUAACAAACGAAGAUGCCUAAAAAUGAACGCAUGAAAUCACGUCUCACCGCUCCAUGUUGGUUGUAAUCAAACAUCACACUGCAACUGAUGAACACACUUAUACGAUAACAUCUCAACGCACACUGUUCAUCCCUGUUUCUCCCAUUUCUUACUUGAUUGCAAAUUGCCGUUCUCUCCAGAAUGCCUGGUGCAAUGGAAUGGGCAGUAGCUCCUCGCUGCACCAUGAAGCACUGAUGCCCUUGGCUGCCACUCUUCUCAUGAUCUCAUGUGAUGUGAAGCUGUAAUACAAGACAAAAUAUGUCAUUAUCCAGGACAGUUUUCAGCUGUCCUCAUUAUACAAGCAUUAUACGGCAGACAGAAGCCUGAAGUGGGCUCUGCUAUAAUUCAGUGCCAGAUAUUAGCUGUAAGAUGGAGGAAUGUGACCCCGUCUCACUGGAAAUGCCCUGUUAAUGGACCCUGCAGAUCUGAAUGGAGCUUUUGUCUCCACCCUUUGUCUCAUGAUGGACUACAGUCUGCCACCGCAGAUUUAGAAUUUGUGUUUUGAUCCACGGUGAAUGUGCCCCCUCGACAACAUGAUGGAGCGGGCCAUAAAUCAGAAGUGAGACGUGUGAAUAUUUAUUUUUGGGAAUAAGAGGCAACGGAGCAGAUGCUCCUUUCAUCACUCUUUGUUGUUAUUUUACUCGUUAGCCUUUAAGUUCGUCUCCUGUCAUAGUCCAGCUGUUUCAUCCAUCUGAAUGUCGCGGAGAAGACAGACGAUUCCUUGCGACUAUUUCUGUAAACCUCACUUCAUGUGCAUAUCCAGUGGGAGUCUAUUAAUAACAGCACCCGUGGUUUAAUAACGGUCUCCUCAUGUCUGAAAUACGCAAAUUCAGAUAAUUACGAAACAUGAAUGCUGCUUAAAAAACAUAUUUCCUUUAUCUUGCUUUUUGAAUAUAACCCUAUUACUAUUCUACUUUACACCUGUGUAAACCCACUGGUGUUGUGACAAAAAUGGUUAUACUGUGAAAUGUGACCUAAAACACAUGUGGAUUCUUUACUUCAACUGUGCUUUUUUUUGUAUUUUAAUCUAAUUAAAUGUAUUUUAUAAAUUCAA
Solea solea (common sole) is the source of this 5650-nucleotide messenger RNA. RefSeq names its product chromosome 21 C10orf90 homolog (gene c21h10orf90). Gene Ontology annotation, biological process: regulation of centriole replication. Bases 1129 to 3807 code for a protein of 892 amino acids. Gene Ontology annotation, cellular component: centriole; cytosol; centrosome. The record is from RefSeq and is a predicted model, not a curated record. The transcript is spliced from 11 exons. NCBI's taxonomy places the organism in Eukaryota, Metazoa, Chordata, Actinopteri, Pleuronectiformes, Soleidae.